AUGUCAACCUCACGUACUGCUGGAGGCCGUCUGACGGCGCCUGUCCGAACGGCUGUUCCCGCCGCACUGCCGCGCAAGCGCCGCUUUGAGUUGAAUGACGAACAGCGGCAGGAGAUCCGCGAGGCGUUUGAACUCUUCGACUCCGACAAGAACGGUUUGAUUGACGUGCAUGAGAUGAAAGUAAGCAUGCGGGCAUUGGGCUUUGAUGCGAAGAAGGAUGAGGUGCUGCGCAUGAUGCAGGACUGCGCCGCGCGUGAUCAGCACAACCAACCGCUGAUGGAUUUAGCCGGAUUUACGGAUUUGAUGACGGAGCGGUUUGCGCAGCGGGAUCCCCGGCAGGAGAUGAUUAAAGCCUUUCAGUUGUUUGAUGAGAACAAUACAGGAAAGAUCUCACUCCGCUCACUCCGCCGGGUAGCACGGGAACUUGGCGAGAACAUGAGUGACGAUGAACUGCAGGCAAUGAUUGAUGAGUUCGACACAGACCAAGACGGAGAAAUUAACCUUGAUGAGUUUCUCGCCAUAAUGCUAGAGGAUGAAGAUUAUUGA
Trypanosoma theileri is the source of this 546-nucleotide messenger RNA. Its product is annotated as centrin. Gene Ontology annotation, cellular component: microtubule organizing center. Bases 1 to 546 code for a protein of 181 amino acids. NCBI's taxonomy places the organism in Eukaryota, Euglenozoa, Kinetoplastea, Trypanosomatida, Trypanosomatidae. Gene Ontology annotation, molecular function: calcium ion binding; microtubule binding. The transcript has a single exon. Gene Ontology annotation, biological process: spindle pole body duplication. The record is from RefSeq and is a predicted model, not a curated record.